Syngnathoides biaculeatus (alligator pipefish) is the source of this 972-nucleotide messenger RNA. RefSeq names its product ring finger protein 7 (gene rnf7). Gene Ontology annotation, cellular component: Cul5-RING ubiquitin ligase complex; nucleus. The coding region runs from base 242 to 601 and encodes 119 amino acids. The record is from RefSeq and is a predicted model, not a curated record. Gene Ontology annotation, molecular function: cullin family protein binding; ubiquitin protein ligase activity; zinc ion binding. Gene Ontology annotation, biological process: ubiquitin-dependent protein catabolic process; protein ubiquitination. The transcript has 3 exons. Lineage: Eukaryota; Metazoa; Chordata; Actinopteri; Syngnathiformes; Syngnathidae.
UUCACCAGCGGAUCUGACACAGCUCCGUAGCGCCCCCUAAAGGCGUGAACGGUCUAAGACAAUUGGACCUUCUCCUUUCCCGUCCAUUUUAGUGGGCUAACUUGGGUGCAGAACUGAGCGAGCAUUUUAUUUGUGUGCUCACUACGCUCGUUUCUCCGAUCUUUGGCCUCUCAUUGUUUUGAUAGCGACCUGACGCCACCCUAAAGCUGCGAAGCUAACUCGGCGAGGGCUAAGCUAGCGCAUGUUUGUGGGGUUCGGAGCCGCAAACAUGGAUGACGGCGACGAGCUGGGAAUAGUUCUUUCCCACAACACCUCCUCUGGCUCCAAGUCGGGCGGCGACAAAAUGUUUUCCCUCAAAAAGUGGAACGCCGUCGCUAUGUGGAGUUGGGACGUCGAAUGCGACACUUGUGCCAUUUGCCGGGUGCAAGUGAUGGAUGCUUGUCUCCGAUGCCAGGCGGAAAACAAACAAGAAGACUGUGUUGUUGUUUGGGGCGAGUGCAACCAUUCGUUCCAUAACUGCUGCAUGUCCCUUUGGGUGAAGCAGAACAAUCGCUGCCCCCUCUGCCAGCAGGACUGGGUGGUUCAGAGAAUCGGGAAAUAACGGCAGCUCCAUGGCGACGUGAUUCACAGAUGUCACCUGUAUGCACCGGAGGGUGGACACAGAUCUGGCCGUGAUGGUCGCGACGCCCUGCGCAGAGCCGCUUUCUCCAACUCGCCUCGGGCUUUUCAUUGCAUGUUCCAGUAUCCCCGGUGUCAGAUGCGGGCAGUGAAACAAGCAGGUGGAUAUCCACACACACAUGCUCAAGAGUCGUGGCUCGCUGAUUGGAAGAGUCACGAGGAGAAACCGGAUGACACUUUGCAGUGUGUGUUGUCACUUGUAAGUUUUACAAUUUUUGUUUGUGCGGGGUGGGGAUUGCCACGUUUCAAAUAUGUGACUCAUUUUCAGGAAUAAAAGUUUGUGAAAGCUGUAAA